AUGAUCCCCACCCGCGUAACAUUGGCAACUCGCCAUGCAAAGCGUGCCGGCAUUGUUGCGCAGACCUCUUCCAAGCUCCGGACUCUUGCGACGGUGGCUCCCGUGACCUCCGUAGCUCGGAACCACAAGGUCGUCGUCGUUGGUGGCGGCAGUGCUGGCCUGGCCAUUAGCCAUCAGCUGCUCCGGACUGGUCACUUUGCCCAGGACGACAUCGCCAUCGUCGACCCUGCGAAAUGGCACCACUACCAGCCCGGAUGGACCCUGGUAGGCGGCGGACUCAAGUCUAAGCAAGAAUUGCGAAGACCGAUGGAUAGCUUGAUCGACCCGAAGCUUAAGUUUUAUCAACAAGCCGUUAGCACCUUUUCCCCGAAAGAGAACAGCAUCAAGUUGGGAAGUGGCGAUGAGCUCGCAUACGAACAGCUUGUCGUCGCCCCAGGCAUCAAUAUUGACUACGGUAGCAUCAAGGGAUUGCCCGAAGCAUUGGGGGAUCCGAACUCGCUCGUUUCUUCCAUCUACGGCUACGACACAUGCGACAAAGUAUUUGGUACUUUCGAGAAGCUCCAGAAGGGAAAUGCCAUCUUCACCCAGCCAGCCGGCGCAAUCAAGUGUGCUGGCGCACCUCAAAAGGUUAUGUGGCUUGCACUGGAUUACUGGAAGCGUUUGGGUCUGUACAACCCCGGCAACACUGCUGCCUCACCGAUCAAGAUCAGUUUUGCUACUGGAAUCCCGGCCAUGUUCGGCGUACCCAAGUAUAGCGCUAAGCUUGAGGAGUUGAGGAAGGAGAGGGCGUCGAGGGACUUUUCCAGCACGAUCUCGUCGCUGUUGAGGGCAACACUGCGACCUUCUCACGUCCCGACGGGAAGGACAAAGUGA
Molecule: messenger RNA, 873 nt
Organism: Colletotrichum spaethianum
Lineage: Eukaryota; Fungi; Ascomycota; Sordariomycetes; Glomerellales; Glomerellaceae
Product: sulfide:quinone oxidoreductase, mitochondrial
Exons: 1
Coding region: 1-873 (290 amino acids)
Cellular component (GO): mitochondrion
Molecular function (GO): sulfide:quinone oxidoreductase activity; FAD binding
Source: RefSeq, a predicted model, not a curated record